AUGGAAGACGUGUCUACGCUGCCUGUGAGUGCCGGUGCCGCGACGCAUGUCACGACGCCUUUUCCCGUUGACCAUAUGUCCAUCACAACGGAUGAAUUGUCGUCUCUCUUCUCCUUAGCGCGGGGCAGCAAUGCAAACACGCGGCCGCCUCCGUCUACCCCGAAGGAGAUUAAGAAGGCAAUGGAAAAGGUUCAAGCAUUCAAACCGACGCAUCUGAAUGGAUUUCUUCACGGCUACUUGUCUGGCCGCGCGCAGGUCGCCGAAGAGGCUCUCUGCAGCAUUCGUCAACUGGCCGUGAGGUCCAACUGCGACUGGCUUUAUCAGUGUCAGUUGCUCGCACUGCGGCUGCUACUAGCCGAAUUGGAGUCGCGUAGCAGCGGCGUUGUGCCUAAAACGAAACCCGAAGAUUUGCCGCUACUUUCCCAGCUGCGAAGAAGUUUUCCCGAGUAUCAAGGAAAGGCACCGUGCAUUACUUUCAGCAACUGCCAUUUUCUCUUUGUGGGAGAGACGAGCCCUGAGGGCGAAGGGCAAAAUAAAAGUGAUUUUUCUGCCGAGGUUUCCGUGCGGAACCAGGGUGGUUCACGGUGUAGCGUCAAGAUAAGUGAGGUGCACGCCUUUAUUGAUGGUGAGGUGGUUUCAGGCGAGUAUCUUGGCUGUGCACGUAUGGAGGAGCGGAGCAUUCGUUCUGGCGAGGCGACGACGUUUCACUUCAUCCUGAAGCCAAUCCCAAGACGUCAUGUUUCAUUGUUUGAACAGUUGGUUGUGCUUAGUGUCGAUACGUACGUGAAGAUAUUUGUGACAUUUAUUGUAGUGUCAGAAAAACAAAAACCAUUUUGCACAGGCUUUCCCCGGUGUCUCGCUAUUACCGUACGAGAUUCACCUGUUGGCGUGUACACAUGCCCCCUGAUGUUACAGUUGAUAAAGCAUCAAUUUAUUCGCCAACAAGGGCUUACGAGUAAAACGAUAGCUCAUCUGUUGGUCGGGAAGUCUGGGAAUUUUAUUACUCACAACCGUGAAGUCAUGCGGGAGGCGACACGCGUGAAGGAGAUAUUAGAGGAGGAGAUGGAUUUUGCGGAGGUGCUAGCAACGUACCGGUCUUCCUUACCAAAAAAUAAUCGCGGAACUGCAGAGCUGCCUUACUCUUCCGCACAGCCUGCAGGUUACCUCCCCGGUAGUGUGUUGCCGACAGCAGUUGCCGCUGUUUUUAGUAUGUCAUGCUUUCCAAAUGCCGCAACUCGACUCCCUGCAGCUCUUACGAACGCCCAACCUGAUGUUUUGAUGGGCCUGACGUUGAUUUGGUUGGCGGAAUUAGAUGCGACUGUGUUUGAUGCAUCGUUGUUUGCCUGUGAUCCGAUGAAUUACCUGGGAAUGCUUCCUCCCCAUUUGCAGGGUGUGAUCUUUUGGAUUCUUGACCUCUGCGGAGGUCUCCUUAUUCACAGUGGCGUGAAUGGGACGUCGUUAAGACAUUUGGCAUUGACCUUUGCUGCCGUGUUGAUGCGAAAGAAACGUCUGACGGAUGACGCCAAGGCUGAAAGCGUAUUCAAAGAAAGAGUUUUUCACCAGGGCGCGGUAGAACCUUCGGCUGAUACCAUGCUUACAGAUGUCGCUCUUCAUCAGGCUGCCGUCACAGCAUUUGUGCACUGGAUUACGGUUUACCGUGCCUCUUACGAAAGUUACCUUUUACUUUGA
Molecule: messenger RNA, 1689 nt
Organism: Trypanosoma cruzi
Lineage: Eukaryota; Euglenozoa; Kinetoplastea; Trypanosomatida; Trypanosomatidae
Exons: 1
Coding region: 1-1689 (562 amino acids)
Source: RefSeq, a predicted model, not a curated record